CGGCGCGGAGCCGCGAUGUCUCCGGCGGUUACGGCGGCUGGAGGAGGCGAGCGGCGGCGGCCCAUAGCGAGUGCCAGGGACGGUCGGGGCCGUGGUCGCGGCGGGCCGGCCGGGGCGGCGCUGCUCGGCCUGUCGCUGUUCGGCCUCGUGUUGUACCUGGUGCCCGCGGCAGCGGCUCUGGCCUGGCUGGCCGUGGGGGCUACCGCGGCCUGGUGGGGACUGAGCCGCGAGCCCCGAGGUUCGCGCGCCUUGUCCUCGCUCGUGCGGAACGCGAGGCGCCACCGUACGUUUCUCGCCUCGCCUCCAGCCAAGUCCGCAGUGAACGGAAGUCUCCUAGAGCCGAGGACUCCGCUCGAAGGACCCGACCCCGCCGAGCUGCUCCUCAUGGGCAGUUACCUGGGCAAGCCUGGCCCGCCGCAGCCAGCGCCCGCAGCCAAGGGCAGGGACCCGCGGGAGAGGCCCCGCCGCCCGCAACCCGCCAGCACCCCGCCGCCAGCUCCCGCGGCCCGUCGCGCUCACCACCACAUCUACCCCUCUCUCCCCACCCCUCUCCACCGACCCUCCCGGAGACCUUCCCACCGGGAUUAUGGGACUUUAUCCAAUCGGUUUGUAAUAACGCCUCAAAGACAUUAUCCGAUCCAGCAAGCCCAGUAUUCCUUACUGGGGGUCCUGCCCACAGUGUGCUGGAAUGGUUGUCAUAAGAAGCCCAUGCUGUCUACUCACAACUCAAGGAUGGUGUGUAGCCCAGUGACUGUGAGGAUUGCACCUCCAGACAGCAAACCACCUCGUGCUCCAAUGUCCGAGCAGAUAGUCAACUCAACACUGUCCUCACCAGCAAGUAAUGCCGCAGACCCAUGUGCAAAGGAGACUGUACUGAAUGCCCUCAAAGAGAGGAGGAAAAGGAACGUGGAGGAAGAAGACCAAAUACUCGUUGAUGCCCAGGAAAAUAAAAGAAGGCGCCAUGAUAGCAGUGGGAGUGGACAUUCGGCAUUUGAGCCCCUGGUGGCCAAUGGAGUCCCCGCUUCUUUCGUGCCUAAGCCUGGCACCUUGAAGCGAGGUCUUACUUCCCAGAGUUCAGAUGACCACUUGAAUAAACGCUCACGCACCUCUUCUUUGAGCUCCCUGACAAGCACCUGCACAGGGGGCAUCCGCAGCUCCAGCCGCAAUGCCAUCACCAGCUCUUACAGCUCCACCCGAGGCCUCGCACAGCUGCGGAAGAGGAGCGGACCCACUUCCUCCCCCUUCUCCAGCCCCGCCUCCUCCCGCUCGCAGACCCCGGAGAGGCCAGCCAAGAAGACCAGAGAAGAGGAGGCGUGUCAUCAUGCCAGUUCUUCAACUCCACUGGUGACGGACAAGGAGUCCCAGGGAGAAAGGGUUGCCGAGUCAACCACUUGCAAGCAGCAGAACUCCUGGACUUCCCCAUCUACACCUGUCAGCUCUGGGCGGCGGAAACGGAAGAUUCAGCUGCUGCCAUGCAGGCGUGGGGACCGGCUGACCUUGCCUCCCCCGCCUGAGCUUGGUUAUUCCGUCACUGCAGAAGACCUGGACCUGGAGAAGAAGGCUUCACUACAGUGGUUUAACAAAGUCCUGGAGGACAAAGCCGAUGCUGCCUCGAACUCUGUCACUGAGAGCCCAGCCACCACACAGCCUUCUUUCACUUUCUCCCCGCCUGCUGGGGUGCCUGAGUUCCCAUCGGCGUCCCUGACACCCAGCUCGAACCCCCUACUGGACAGCUUGAAGAAGGUGCAGAGUCCCCUGGGCUCACCAUCUUCAGAACCUGCAGGAGUGGCAGCCUCCAUGGCCUCUACCCCUCUGAAGACAGCCGGCCUCUUGGCCCCUGUAGCUUCUUCCCUAUCCGGACCCCUGCCAGGCGCCUCUUCAGACACAAAACCCACAGCCACCCUCCUGGGGCUGGCCCCUGCUGUCUCCACAGCCCCAGUCACCGACACCAAGCCACCUCCAGUCGCUCAGGCUGAGACACGUGCCAAAGUCCCCACGCCCCCCGGCCCGGCUCCUGCUCCUGCUCCCAAGCAGAGCGCACCAUUUGAGAUGCUGAGCCCCCUGCCUUCCAGCCCUGCCACCCCCCCCACCACCCCUGCUGCCACCACCGCCGCCGCCGCCACUCCCAGCCUGUCUUCUGCUUCUCCCAUGUUCAAGCCCAUUUUUGAGCCACCACCUAAAGUUGAGAGUGAUGGGCCCUUGCUGUCUGGCACCCACCUCACAGCAACCACCUCCUCCAGCGCCACCCUCCCCGCCACAACCAGCACUGCAACCCCAACCUUCAAGCCCAUCUUUGACAACAUGGGGCCACCUACAUCUGUCCCCUUGUCAGCUCCCUUCUUCAAGCCAACACCUGCUCCAGUCACUACUGCGGCCACAACCGCCUCUCUCUUCCCUGCCCUGUCCACCGCUGCCUCCACGGUGGCUUCUGUCACCACAGCCAGUACCUCCACAGACUCUACUUUGAAGCUCACUUUCAGCUUUGGGACGAACAGCGAGGCCAGCACCCUGAGCAGCACGACUAGCACCACUGCUUCCACUGCUCAGCCUUUCCUCUUUGGGGCCCUUCCCACCUCUGCCGCCAGCUUCACCCCAGCCAUGCCCUCCAUUUUCCAGUUCGGCAAGUCUCCCGCCAUGCCUGAGUCCACGGCUGUCACUAGCUUUGGCCAGUCCCUUCCUGGCACUGCUCAGACAGCCGCCAGCAGCAGCAGCGGCAGCAGCACUGCUGGCUUUAGUGGCUUCAGCAGUGCCCUCACCACCCCAGCCCCGGUCACCACCAGCCAGUCCACGCUGACGUUCAGUCACACAGCCACCCCAGCAUUCAACAUUCCCUUCAGUUCGGGCACCAAGCCCCCUGUCCUACCCCCGCCGUACCCAGGGGCCAACUCUCAGCCCACCUUCGGGGCUGUGGAUGGGCAGCAGCAGGGGUCCACUGCGCCAGCCCUCGCUCCCAGCUUUGGCAGCUCUUUCACUUUUGGGAACUCUGCGGCCCCGGCCCCCACCCCGGCUCCGGUCCCGGCCCUGGCCCUGGCCUCUGCCCAGCCUGCCUUUGGCGGCUCUACGCAGUCAGCGUUUGGCAGUUUGAAAGCCACAGCCUCUGCGUUUGGCACCCCUGCCAGCACACAGCCAGCCUUCGGCAGCUCCACGGCAGUUUUCUCCUUCGGUGUGGCCACCACCUCGGGCUUCGGAGCUACCACCCAGACCACCAGCAGUGGGACCAGCAGCUCUGUGUUCAGCAGCUCUGUGCCAUCCCCUUUCACCUUCGGGGUGUCAGGGGCCGUGGCUAGCAGCAGUGGGGGCUUCGGGCUUGGGGUGGCUGCCCCAGGCACCAGCUCCACCUCAGGAGCAUUCAGUUUUGGAGCCGGACAGAGUGGGACCACGGGCGCCACCACCCCCUUUGGUGGGGCCCUGACUCAGAGCAGCCUGGGCGUGGCUGGCCAGAGCACACCGUUCGCCUUCAACGUGGCCAGCACCCCCGAGAGCAACCCAAUGUUCAGAGGGACCUCCACACCCACCUUUGGACAGAGCACCCCUACUCCCAGCGUGGGCACAACGGGCAGCAGCCUCUCUUUUGGGACACCUUCAGCACCUGGCCAGGUCUUUGUCGGAGUCACGCCUUUCGGAUCAGCGGCCCCUUCCUUCUCCAUUGGUUCAGGGUCCAAGACCCCAGGGGCUCGACAGCGACUGCAGGCCCGAAGGCAGCACACCAGAAAGAAAUAGCCUCUCUCCUGUCUCCUGUCCCUGUCCCCUCACCCCUCACCCACAUCUGGACCUCAGCACCUGCUAGGAAGAGCCUCUGACCCUUCAAGUUCUGUACAGCAAACCUACCCCAGAUCCCUGGCUUCAGCCACCAGGGCACAUACGGCAGCUCUGUGCCCUUUCCCUCCUGGAGGAAGCAGGUGUCUCAGAGAGGGGCAGGAAGAGCCAGGGCAGAAGCCCGCUACGUUUACUUGAACAGUUGCUCUGGUGAGGCUGGAGAACUACAGAAACAUCUGUACAUACUGUCCACUUCCCCAGCUUGCUUAGUGUGUAGCUCAGCCAGGCACCUCCCGCCGCCUUCUCCAAGCGGCCUCUUGCCGGAGGGUGCAGUGCCCCGCACCCCUGGAUCUCCAGCACUUUGGAUGGGUUGGGGAAAAUAGAUCACCCCUAAGCUUUACCUGCUCAGCUUGGCUGUAAGAAGUGGUUCUCUUCCUCUGGUCCCUUUAGGGGACUAUUGCCUCAUUUCUUGCUGCUUUGACCCUCACUGGUUCCCUGAAGGAUUUACUCCUUUUAAAUGAUCUUGAACCUAGCUUUGCCUUGGAGACCCCAGUGGGUGCUGCUCCUGCUCCACUUCCUCCUGCCAAGUCUGAGGUGGUUUUACCUCCAACCCUCUGCCAGUUUGGCCCCUAAAAGCGUGGUGGCUCAAGACUGUUAGCCUGGCAGAGCCGGGGGUGAGCCCCUCGCUCCAAGAGAGCAGCUCCUGGAGCAGGCAGGAUGCUCCCCCGCUUUCAGCUGCCUCCCCCGCCCUCUGGCCUCCCGGCCUGCGUCUGCCUCUUUGGGAUCACACGUCCCAAGCCUUGUCCUGUGUUACUGUCUGACGCUUGUGUCUGUUGCUCUUUGAAUCGAGUUUGGAGGAAGAAUUGAAUCGUAUGUGUGGCGGCAUGUUGGUAGUGCCGGACCUGUCUCAAGUCUCCUGGGCCUGGUUAAUGGAAUGUGGAAAGUGGCACCACUUGACAGCCACAGUGCUGACUUCUGAAUUUUGCCAUGGUGUUUUGACUUUUAAGGGCUGGCAGCCCCUGGGAUAGGGCUGGGGGGAGCAAGACCUCCCCUCCACUGUUCUCCCACUUACCCACCCCGGGACAUGGCAGGAGAGCCAUGCUGACGAAGCGCGUGUUACGCUCGUCACGCAGUCACGUCCCCCAUAGGGUCUUCUCUACCCACUCUGCUCCCAGACCCCCCAGGCCCCAGUGCCUCGCUGCCACGCCCAUCCUCUUUGGGAGAAGUAUGAAUGCGUGUGUCUAAAUUAAAAGAAAAAUAUUUAAACAUUUUUUAACAAAAUAAAAAUUUAUUUUUGUAUUUAAGCUAAAUUGCCUUUUAAAUUCCUUCAAGCUUGGUUCAUUGAGGUGGUUCAGUAUAAAUGCUAUGGACUAGAGAUUAGCUGUAUAGUUAAGUUAUGCCUGUGUGAAGGAGCUCACUGCUCCACUGCAAGACUGGAGCUCCUUCUGGAUUAUACAGACUUAAUCCUUAUUUUAUAAAUAAUGUGACAUAGGUGUAACUAGUCCCUCCCCCUUAGUGUCUGAGGUUGAAUGUGGGAAGAGCGCAAGGCCUAGUCCCAGCAGGGUGGGUGCAGGUCCAGCAGCGAAGCUUCGGCCUGGCCUUGCAUCAGGGCCCUCGGCUGUGGGGUCUGAGCCAGCUGACCACCCUCCCCGCGUGGGCACCGGGCAUGUGUGCAAGCACGUGUGCAGCACAGGAACAGGAGGCUGGGACUGACUUCCCGUUACCGGUGAGAUCUGGUUCCUGUUGGGGCUAGUGGGCAUUUUUAGUAUGAAUGUGACAUUUUUCUCUCUGCUUAUGUCAUAAGAAUAAACAAACUGUGAUCCAUCA
This is a messenger RNA of Heterocephalus glaber (naked mole-rat), 5583 nucleotides long. Its product is annotated as nuclear envelope pore membrane protein POM 121C. Lineage: Eukaryota; Metazoa; Chordata; Mammalia; Rodentia; Bathyergidae. The record is from RefSeq and is a predicted model, not a curated record. Gene Ontology annotation, cellular component: nuclear pore. Gene Ontology annotation, biological process: protein import into nucleus; RNA export from nucleus. Gene Ontology annotation, molecular function: structural constituent of nuclear pore.